Molecule: messenger RNA, 474 nt
Organism: Eurytemora carolleeae
Lineage: Eukaryota; Metazoa; Arthropoda; Copepoda; Calanoida; Temoridae
Exons: 6
Coding region: 3-410 (135 amino acids)
Biological process (GO): G protein-coupled receptor signaling pathway
Cellular component (GO): membrane
Molecular function (GO): G protein-coupled receptor activity
Source: RefSeq, a predicted model, not a curated record
GAAUGAUUGAAAUCCUAAGAUUUUUACUUGAAGGCAUCGUGAUACCUUUGUUAGCGGUGAUGGGUGUAGUGGUCAACGUCACUUCCCUAUUUGUCCUCAAAUCUCAUGCACUGGACAUGAAGUUAGCAUUUAGGAAUAUAUUAAUGAUGUUAGCUUUAUUCGAUGGUUGCUUUGUGGUCCUUUGUACUUUUGGAUUCAGUUUUCCUGUUUUAUUUGUUGGUUGGAAGCAAGAGGUUCAUCCGUAUUUGUUUCCUAAUCUACUUCCUUGGAUUCAGAUUUCUCUAAGUGGAUCAAUCUGGACUGUUGUGGCAGUAGGGUUGGAGAGGUAUCAAUGUGUGGCUGGAUUCACUUCUUGCAAUGCAAGUUUUGUACAACAGAGCUCUGGAAUACUGUACAUAAUGCCUGUUUAGUUUUGUACAAAAGAGCUCUGGAAUACUGUACAUAAUACCUGUUUAGUUUUGUACAACAGAGCUC